Messenger RNA from Dioscorea cayenensis subsp. rotundata (Guinea yam), 1531 nucleotides. Its product is annotated as angiogenic factor with G patch and FHA domains 1. Gene Ontology annotation, cellular component: nucleus. The transcript has 10 exons. NCBI's taxonomy places the organism in Eukaryota, Viridiplantae, Streptophyta, Magnoliopsida, Dioscoreales, Dioscoreaceae. Gene Ontology annotation, molecular function: RNA binding. The record is from RefSeq and is a predicted model, not a curated record. Bases 352 to 1503 code for a protein of 383 amino acids. Gene Ontology annotation, biological process: mRNA splicing, via spliceosome.
GAGGAGAGGCGGAGCUAUGGAGGGAUUCAUGGCGGAGAAGGCUUCGGUCAGUGACUGUGCAUUCGUAUGGGACGAAGACUCCAAGCUCUACUUCCAUGCCAGCUUUUGAUCUGUAUAUUUAUGUAUGCUUGAUCUUGGCUUUUCUCCGCAUGUAGCAGCAGUGGGUUUUAUCAUGACCCUAGUGGUGGAUGGUACUAUAGCAGCAGAGAUGGAUUGUAUUACACGUUUGAGGAUGGAGCUUAUGUUUUAUUGCAAAGCAACAAGGACAAGGAAGAAGAAUCUGAUGUUCAUCAGAGCUCAAACUAUAUUUCUAAUGAACAUGAACAUGUCCAAGACCAGCAAUUAGGUGUAAUGGAGCAAGAUACUGCUGAUGGGUCUCUAAAUCAGCGUCCGCCAUCAGAAUGGUUGGAAGAGACACUUAUUGAUCUUUACUUAGGAGGUUAUUCGAAGUCAGAAGAUUAUGGGAACACCUCAAGUUUAUAUCCAAAUAAAGAGAAAGCUAAUUCUUCAAGCGAAUUAGAACCUGAUCAAGUAAAUAUAGCAAAAUCAACUGACUGCAAAUGGGACAUGGCAUUACAACAAGGUGAUGAAACUGUACAAAAACCUGAAGAUAUUCAAGAUGAAUCUGAACUGAGUGAUGUGAUUGCAGGAGAAGGUUCUUUUGGGGAUGAAGAAAAUUGGUUGGCUCAAUACGGUCAAGUUGUACAAUCAGAGCAUGAGGUAUUGCCAUCUUUCCCCACUGUUGAACUAUGGGACUGGGAGAUGCUUCAAGAAACUACAAGGAAGAAACAACGGAUAUGUAGAUUGACUGGAAGGCUAGUUAAGCCCACCAGUAAGCUGCAUCCUUCCAUGCCAGCUGGUGGUGGCCUUCUAAAAACUGCUGCCAUCUGUGAAGUCCAUCUUGAUUUUGUUCGAGUUAAAUCAGGGAAGGUGUACAGGCUGAGGAGACCCGGCACAAAAUACUUAUCGUCUUUAUCAACAUAUGAUUCUUCUAACCCUACGAAAGAUUGGGGCUUUCCUGAUUUAGAUAUUGGCAAGUACAAGAGUCCAUCCAGUGGUAUUAUUGAAGCAUAUGGAUCUGAUGUUUCAAAUGUGUAUACUAGUGACGAAUCUUCUGCAUCCAUUCAUCCGCAUUCUGCUGCCAUGUGUGGCCAGAAGAGUGGCACCUUUUACAGGGAUAGAGCUGCUGAGAGGAGAAGACUGCAUGCUGGUUUUGGCAUAGGUCUUGGAGAGAAGAGCGUCAUGUCCAAUAGAAGAUUUUCAGAAGCUGGAUCAUCCUCAGAAUUUCCUGAUGAUGCUGAUGCUGAUGCUGAUGCUGAUGCUGUAGAAUCAAACACUCCAUUUGGGGAAGGAAGCUACGCAAGAAGGAUCCUAGAGAGCAUGGGCUGGAAAGAAGGAGAAGCAUUAGGCAGCAGCACUAAGGGUAUCAUAGAACCCAUACAAGCUAUUGGCAACAGAGGCUUUGCAGGGCUGGGGUGGAGUCACACUCAUCGGGCAAACUGAACCAUUUCAAUUGAACAUUCAUUAAGAA